Vitis vinifera (wine grape) is the source of this 1426-nucleotide messenger RNA. RefSeq lists its product as uncharacterized. Gene Ontology annotation, biological process: cell surface receptor signaling pathway; cytoskeleton organization. The transcript is spliced from 6 exons. Gene Ontology annotation, cellular component: cytoplasm. The coding region runs from base 218 to 934 and encodes 238 amino acids. NCBI's taxonomy places the organism in Eukaryota, Viridiplantae, Streptophyta, Magnoliopsida, Vitales, Vitaceae. The record is from RefSeq and is a predicted model, not a curated record. Gene Ontology annotation, molecular function: protein binding.
GCGUUAGAUAUCUCACAGGGGGGAUCCCAGUGUCCUGAUGAAAGAGAGAGGAGGAGAGAGAGAGAGAGAGAGACAGAUUGAGUGAGUAGUCUCAAAGGCAGAACAUGCGUCCCUACGCACUUGCAGAGACUCAAACGAACCACGAAGAUAUAUCAGACGCCUUCUGAAACCCUCAGAAGUUAGAAAAAUUCUUAAUAAAAUUAUACAUAAGUGGCGAAUGAUGGACGUAGAUCCGCGUCAAUACGAAAAUGCUGCUAUCAAUGACAGUGACAUCCACAACAUUGUCCUAUCAUAUCUUGUGCAUAAUUGUUUUAAAGAGACUGUGGAAUCAUUUAUUUCUUGUACUGGGAUGAAGCAGCCUGCUGAUUAUCAGGAGGACAUGGAGAAAAGAAAACGAAUAUUUCAUUUUGCUUUGGAGGGCAAUGCACUAAAGGCCAUUGAACUGACAGAACAGCUGGCAGAUGAUUUACUAGAGAAAAAUAAGGAUUUGCAUUUUGAUCUUCUUAGCCUUCACUUUGUUAAGCUUGUAUGCUCCAGGAAAUGCACAGAAGCUCUGGAAUUUGCUCAGACAAAGUUGACCCCUUUUGGAAAAGUGCAAAAUUAUGUUGAGAAGCUUGAAGACUUCAUGACUCUGCUAGCUUAUGAGGAGCCAGAAAAAUCCCCAAUGUUUCAUCUGCUAAGCCUGGAAUAUCGGCAGCAAGUUGCAGAUAGUUUGAACAGAGCACUUCUUGCACAUGCCAACCUCCCUAGCUGUUCAGCAAUGGAAAGGCUGAUACAACAGACAACAGUAGUUAGACAAUGCUUAAAUCAAGAGCUUAGCAAGGUAAUCUUCUAUUUGUUAUUUUUCCUUUGUGCGCGCGUGCGUGUGUGUGUGUGUUGGUGUGUUUUAUUGGGAUUCUUGGAGGCCUGCUCAUGUUGGAUUAUUUUUAAUUGACAUCUCAAGUUGUUCUCUCUUAUUGUAAUCCUAGGAUUGAAUUGUUUUUUUAGUCCAUGACUUCAACUGUCAAUUGUUUGUGUCAUCCUUUCAUUUCUUGUGUAUAUUCCAUUAGGGGGAGAUUAUGAAUGGGAGUAAUUACUAUGCUUUCUAAAAAUAAUUACUUUCAAUCAAGGAAGAAAUCUAAUAACCCAUGUUUUACCCAGAAAGAGAGACAGAAAGAAAAAAAUAAUAACCUAUGCUUUACCUAGAAAGAGAGACAGAAAACAAAAUAUAUUGUUUAUAAUGUAAUUUCAAUUGAAUGCUUACAUUUUUAAGUGUAACAGGUCACAUUCUAUUUCUCCCAGGAUCAUUUGUACUGGCUCAAUGCCAAACUUGCUUCAUGUUGUUAAGCUGGAAUAUGAUCUAGAAAUGCAAAAUUUUAGAUGUUCACAUUCAUUACAAAUUUAAUCAGAAGCUAUUGUUGGAAGUCACUUUUCUACUUGCCCUUUA